This is a messenger RNA of Momordica charantia (bitter melon), 933 nucleotides long. It is a transcript of the gene PYL2, whose product is annotated as PYR1-like 2. The record is from RefSeq and is a predicted model, not a curated record. Gene Ontology annotation, cellular component: nucleus; cytoplasm. NCBI's taxonomy places the organism in Eukaryota, Viridiplantae, Streptophyta, Magnoliopsida, Cucurbitales, Cucurbitaceae. Gene Ontology annotation, molecular function: signaling receptor activity; protein phosphatase inhibitor activity; abscisic acid binding. Gene Ontology annotation, biological process: abscisic acid-activated signaling pathway.
UGUAGCUGCUGUUGAUACCUCGAUUGAAGGAGAGAAGAGGAAAUAGAAUAGAUGUAAUCUGAUUCUGUUGUGUAAUGGCGGCGAAAACGUCACCGUUGCAGGGAUUGGAGGCAGAUGAAUACGCAGAGUUGGAGCCACUGAUUGAAAAUUACCACAAGUUCGAAGCCUCUCCCAACACCUGCACUUCCCUCAUCACCCAGCGCAUCGACGCUCCCCUCGACGCUGUCUGGCCCUUCGUCCGCAGCUUCGACAACCCCCACAAGUACAAGCACUUCAUCAAAAGCUGCAACAUGACAGGGGACGGUGGAGUCGGCAGUAUAAGAGAAGUGACUGUCGUCUCUGGCCUCCCGGCGUCGACCAGCACGGAGAGACUGGAGAUAUUGGACGACGAGAAUCAUAUUUUGAGCUUCAAGGUGGUCGGAGGGGAGCACCGGCUGAACAAUUACCGAUCAGUGACGUCGGUGAAUGAGUUCAAGAAAGAUGGGAAAGUUUACACCGUCGUUUUGGAGUCCUACGUCGUCGACAUACCGGAGGGGAACACCGGCGAGGACACCAAGAUGUUCGUCGACACUGUAAUCAAAUUGAAUCUUCAGAAACUUGCUGGGGUUGCCACGGCGUCUCUGCACGACAAUGAGUAGAGGUUGCGGCGGCGGCGGUGGCGGAGACUCUGGCGGCGGUUCAUGGGGUGGGAUCUUUUUUCUUGUUUCUUUUUUCUAAUGUGUUGUAUGAUGAUGACGAUUAGUGGUGGGUCGGUAUGUUUUUUGCAAGUUGGAAUUUGAUUUUAGCUUGUUCUGAUUUAUUGGGUUUGCAGAUAUUGGAUUGGUUGAGACUUGGGAUUGGGAAGAGAUAAUCAUUCACUAUAUAUAUAUUUUGGACAAAUAUUGUCUUAAUUGAUUUCUUAUCAAUAAAAGAUUAGAUGGGUUUUUCUGGGAA